This is a messenger RNA of Sphaerodactylus townsendi, 5500 nucleotides long. It is a transcript of the gene SORCS3, whose product is annotated as sortilin related VPS10 domain containing receptor 3. The transcript has 27 exons. Gene Ontology annotation, cellular component: postsynaptic density membrane. Gene Ontology annotation, molecular function: protein binding. The record is from RefSeq and is a predicted model, not a curated record. Lineage: Eukaryota; Metazoa; Chordata; Lepidosauria; Squamata; Sphaerodactylidae. The coding region runs from base 682 to 4551 and encodes 1289 amino acids.
GAGACUACCAAAGCGGGGGAGAUACAGGAGGUCCCUUUUCUGGGCGCUGCUGGGAAACCUGGUGCGCCGGCUGUAUGGGUUUGUCGCCAGCCGCCGCUUCCCAUUCAUCCAGCAAGCGAGGCGAAAUCCCGCUCCGGGCUUCUCUUUGGCUGUUGUUGUUUUCCUGCCCACGCACGCCGAUGUAGUUUCUCGCACUCGUUGCGUUCACACACAGAGAGGGGGGAGACACACACCGGCGCGCCCGCGCCGCUCCGGAUUGCCCCGGCAGUGCAGCGUGGUUGGUGAAUCGCCGGUCUAUUCCACCCGUCGCGUUUGGCUCGGGCGCAGCAGCUCCUCCCCUUGGCGGUGCUACCCGCUUACUUGAUCAGAUCCUCGAACGUGCACCGUUUCACUGAAAAGCACUUUUUUUAAAAAAAAAGAAAGGAAAAAAGAAAGAAAGGAAAGAGAGAGAGAGAGAGAGAGACGGGGGGAAAAUCCACCAACAGGGCACGAACAGAUUCCAACUACGGGAGUUUUUACAAAAUAAAUAAAUAAAAGCUGCCCGCCGUCUCCGAGGCUGAGGAAAAGGUGGAAGAAGAGACCUUUGGCGGCGAGAUAAUCAUAAUAAUCAGCCGGCUUUCCCCUCCCUCCCUCCCGUUGGAAGGGAUCCCCCUCCAAAGCCUCCAAGUCCCCCUGCAAGGUAUGGAGAGAGGGGCCGGCUGGUCCUCCGGCUGCUACGUUGCCUGGAUCGCCUCGGCGUGGCUUUUGCUCGGCGCUGGGCGCUUCACCGGCGCUGAGCUAACUUGCCGGUCUUGCUUUUCUGCUUCUCCGGCUCCGGCAUCUUUUCGGGGGAAGCUGCUGCAGCCGCCGCCGUCGCCGCUGGAGGUGCCUCGGGGAGUGGCUCUCGGGCCAAGCGGUGGCGAGGAAGGGCAAAGCCUGCAGGGGACACCCUGCGGAGGAUGGGGCGUCGGGAGCCACGAAGGAGGGGAGAAUGGCCGAGAGACGGCGGAGCUCCGAGAGGCUCGGGGCUUGGGAAGGGGGCAGUCGCCGGCCGAAGGGGUGGCAGGGCUGGGCUGCGUGGCCCCCGAGGUCGUCCGGAAGGGAUCUAGGAGGGCGCGGAGGAGCCCCACGCCCGGUCAACUCUGGGGUGCGCUGAAGGGCAGCGGAGGAUCCUCGGCUCUGGGCUACAAGGGGGUGCAGGUGUUUCCCGGAGAUGCCCGGGGGGGAGGCCCUUCCGUCGGGGUCACGCCCAACGGCCCCUCUCGACCGCCCCGGGCGAAGAGGACCAGCGAGGACCAGCGGCCUUUCGCCCCGGACCAUCUCGGGGCAGAAGGAGACGGCUGGGCGGCCUCCUUCCCCGACGGCCAGAGAGGCACGCGAGCGCAAAGCAGAGGCUCAAAGGAGGACGGCCGGCCGGGCAGGCAGCGAGGAAGCGGCGAGGAGCUGCAAUUGACCAGCACGACCUUUGCCCUGGCCGGGGACGCGGCCCACAACCAAGCCAUGGUGCACUGGUCCGGCUACAACAGCAGUGUGAUUCUCAUUCUUACCAAGCUGUAUGACUUCAACUUGGGAAGUGUUACUGAAAGCUCACUGUGGAGAUCCACAGAUUAUGGUACCACCUAUGAAAAACUAAAUGACAAGGUGGGAUUGAAGACAGUGCUGAGUUACCUCUAUGUCAGUCCUACGAAUAAGAGGAAGAUAAUGCUCCUGAGUGACCCUGACAUUGAAAGUAGCAUACUGAUCAGUAAUGAUGAAGGUGCUACCUAUCAAAAAUAUCGACUCAGUUUCUACAUCCAAAGUCUGCUCUUCCAUCCUAAGCAAGAGGACUGGAUUCUGGCCUACAGCAUUGAUCAAAAGCUUUAUAGCUCUAUGGAUUUUGGAAGAAGAUGGCAGAUCAUGCAUGAACGAAUCACACCAAACAGGUUUUACUGGUCUGUCUCAGGUCUGGAUAAGGAGCCUGACCUUGUACACAUGGAGGCUCGGACAACAGAUGGACAUGCCCACUAUAUUACCUGUAGGAUUCAAGAAUGUUCAGAGACUACCAGGAGUGGACCCUUUUUGCGCUCUAUUGACACAAGUUCACUUGUUGUCCAAGAUGAAUACAUCUUCAUCCAGGUGACUUCUGGUGGAAGAGCAAAUUAUUAUGUGUCCUACAAAAGGGAGCCCUUCACUCAGAUAAAAUUACCCAAAUACUCACUGCCAAAGGACAUGCACAUUAUCAGCACUGAUGAAAAUCAGGUGUUUGCUGCCGUUCAGGAGUGGAAUCAGAAUGACACUUACAACCUUUACAUCUCUGACACCCGUGGAAUCUACUUUACCUUGGCCUUGGAGAAUGUUAAACGCAGCCAAGGACUAGAGGGGAAUAUCAUUAUUGACCUUUAUGAGGUAGCAGGUAUCAAAGGCAUAUUCCUAGCAAACAAGAAAGUGGAGAAUCAAAUUAAGACUUUUAUCACCUACAACAAAGGGAGAGACUGGCGUUUGUUGCAGGCUCCAGAUACUGAUUUGAGAGGAGAACCCAUACACUGUCUGCUGCCUUUCUGUUCCUUGCACUUGCACUUACAAAUUUCAGAAAAUCCCUAUACUUCAGUCAGCAUCUCAAGCAAAGAGACAGUUCCUGGACUUUUAAUUGCCACAGGAAAUGUGGGUCCAGAACUAUCAUCCACAGAGAUUGGCAUGUUUAUUUCUUCGGAUGGUGGAAAUUCCUGGAGACAGAUCUUUGAGGAAGAAUAUAAUGUAUGGUUUCUUGACUGGGGUGGAGCACUUGUAGCUAUGAAGCAUACAUCAAUGCCCAUUCGCCAUUUGUGGGUGAGUUUUGAUGAAGGAAGAAACUGGAAUAAAUAUGGCUUCACAUCAGCACCACUCUUUGUGGAUGGGUCCCUAGUGGAACCAGGCAUAGAAACACAGAUAAUGACAAUCUUUGGCCAUUUCAGUCUCCGCUCAGAGUGGCAAUUAGUAAAAGUGGACUAUAAAUCCAUCUUUAACCGGAGGUGCACCAAGGAUGACUUCCAGACAUGGCACCUACACAACCAGGGUGAACCUUGUGUUAUGGGAGAGAGGAAGAUCUAUAAAAAACGUAAGGCAGGGGCGUGGUGUGCACUGAACAGAGAGUAUUCGAGAACAGUGGUCUCCGAACCUUGCAUCUGCGCUGAAUGGGACUUUGAAUGUGACUAUGGCUAUGAAAGACACGGUAAUAAUCAAUGUAUCCCAGCAUUCUGGUUCAACCCAUCAUCCCAGAUGAAAGAUUGCAGCCUUGGACAGAGCUACCUGAACAGCACUGGGUAUCGGCAGAUCGUUUCUAAUAACUGCACUGAUGGGCUCAGGGAUAAAUAUGCAGCCAAGCCGGAACAGUGCCCAGGCAAACCUCCCCGGGGUCUGCAUAUUCUCACAUCCAAUGGCAAGCUGGUAGCUGAACAAGGAUACAACACUACUUUUAUAAUCCUCAUGGAAGAGGGUGAUCUUCAGAGGACAAACAUUCAACUAGAUUUUGGAGAUGGUACAGCAGUGUCCUAUGCUAAUUUCAGCCCCAUAGAGGAUGGCAUCCGACACAUCUACAAGAGCACUGGAAUAUUCCAAGUAACAGCAUAUGCAGAAAACAACCUGGGUUCUGAUCUGGCAUCACUUUUCUUGCACGUGGUCUGUCCUGUGGAGCGUGUCCAUUUGAGUGCCCCCUUUGUGGCCAUUAGAAAUAAGGAAGUCAAUCUCACUGCUGUGGUUUGGCCCAGUCAGUCCGGUACCCUCACAUACUUCUGGUGGUUUGGCAACAACACAAAGCCAUUCAUCACCUUGGACAGCAGCAUCUCUUAUACUUUUACUACUGAAGGGAUGAAUACUGUCACAGUGCAGGUAUCAGCUGGUACCAUGCUCAUCCAGGACACCAAGGAUAUUGCUGUUCAGGAAUAUUUCCAGUCUCAAUUAUUAUCGUUCUCUCCUAAUUUGGAUUAUCACAACCCUGACAUCCCUGAGUGGAGAGAGGAUAUCAGUAGAGUCAUCAAGAGAGCACUGGUGCAGGUGACUGGUAUUCCUGAAGAACAAGUUCUGGUGGCGGUAUUCCCUGGCUUGCCCACUGCUGCUGAGUUGUUCAUCUUGCCCCAUCAAAACAUAUCAGAAAGAAGGAAAGGUAGUGAAGGUGACCUGGAACAGGCUGUUGAAACCCUCUUCAAUGCUUUGAACCAGAACCUGGUACAGUUUGAGUUGAAACCUGGUGUGGAAGUAAUUGUGUAUGUCACUCAACUAACGUUAGCACCUCUCGUUGACUCUGGAGCUGGGCAUAGCAGUUCAGCAAUGCUGAUGUUGCUGUCAGUGGUCUUUGUGGGCUUGGCUGUCUUUUUAAUCUACAAAUUUAAAAGGAAAAUCCCAUGGAUUAACAUCUAUGCUCAGGUCCAACAUGACAAGGAACAGGAAAUGAUUGGUUCUGUCAGCCAAAGUGAAAAUGCUCCCAAAAUCACCCUGAGUGAAUUCACAGACCCUGAAGAACUCAUGGAUAAGGAGCUGGACACACGAGUUAUAGGAAGUAUCUCAACAAUCUCCAACAGCGAAAGCACAAAGGAAAUCCCCAACUGCACUAGUGUUUAAUACCAGGAACCCACUUUGACAACUUCAUUUCUGAAUUUUUAUUUUUAAUUAAUAUUAUUGUUGUUAUUAUUACAAAGGAAUAUGUCAUUAUUAUUAUUAAUUAUUAUUAUGUUUGAUAUCACAGCAGCUAGUUAAUUAUUAUAUUAUUGGUGCAGGGCGUGGGUGCUUUUUCUCCCCAGGGCCACAUUCAUAAAUUCAGCAUACAGAGAAAAAAACCCCCAAUCCUGUGUCAUAGUGGAAACAGUGCAUAAGGCCAUGAACUUUAAGACAAAUUUUCUGUUUCCCUAUCCAGCAAAAAUUUGUUCUACUCUGCUGGUGGCAGUAUAAGAAGGCUAUUUAAAUGUCUUCGUGUUGGACUUGCUCAUGUAGACUGCAGGCUCAACACUUUAUGCCCUGUUCGAUUCAGUCCACUGAGUGUAUUAUCUUGUAUAUGUUUAAAAGUGGGAAUUAAAUCUCCUGAGGAUAGUUGUUUGGGUUCUCAUGAGGGUCGGCAGGAUGCACAAAAUGGCUGCAGACAAGCCAAGUUUAUGAAUGAGGCCCUUACUGGUGCAUGUUAAUACUGAGGAUACCUAUGGCAUACUGUAGAUAAUUACCAUGUAAAUACCUUUUUUAUUUCUUGGGAAAUAAUUGUUUAGUAAAAGAGAAAUUUAAAAUAAAUAGACCAUGCACACAUCUUUGCAUACAUAAGAAGCAAAACAGUUCACUGAGAACUUGCAGUGAGCAACAGUGUCACACAUGGGUUCUGAUUGUGUACCAGUUGUCUGUCACAUUUAACAAGUUUUGCUUUUGCUUUGGUUAGCAUUAGAAAGGGUAGUUGCAUCAUAACCACAUCUUGCACUAAGUUGUAGCGGGAAGCCACAAUGAAAGUAGUUUCAUCCUGUUUGAUUUACAGAUUGUGUAGGAAAGGGUAGCUUAGUAAAGAAAAAGAUCAGAUAAAGGGUAGCUUAGU